Messenger RNA from Micropterus salmoides (largemouth bass), 1871 nucleotides. It is a transcript of the gene plcxd2, whose product is annotated as phosphatidylinositol-specific phospholipase C, X domain containing 2. NCBI's taxonomy places the organism in Eukaryota, Metazoa, Chordata, Actinopteri, Centrarchiformes, Centrarchidae. The transcript is spliced from 8 exons. Gene Ontology annotation, biological process: lipid metabolic process. Gene Ontology annotation, molecular function: phosphoric diester hydrolase activity. The record is from RefSeq and is a predicted model, not a curated record. The coding region runs from base 477 to 1448 and encodes 323 amino acids.
UUAGGCCACAAAAAAAAACUUAGCCCACAAUCAGGACAACUUUCCCAUCUGUUGCUUUUCUGUAGGCUAUGUUUAGUGUGUUUGCGUGUGUUCACGGGGUAAUGGUCUUCACACACACAGGUUAAGCCAAGAAGCAAGAGAAGGGGAGAUAACGAGUGGAAUUGUGCUCUAAGAGGAUUAUCUCGGUCGUUAGUCCUCCGCCGGUCUUGUCAAUGGAUGCCCGGUUCGCCGGUUGGAACACAGCGCGUGCGUUUGCUUACCGGUAAAGGGAACGGGUCACAAUUCAUACACUCGAACUGGUUGCGAGUCGAAAAUGCGUUUUGAACCGGUGGCAUAUGUAUGAUUAACAGUGUCAUUUACAAGAUGGUCUACGGUAGUUUUUACCUGUCGGGAGCGCACGGGAAUACGUCGCAGAGGUUGCAUCUGCACCAGAGAGCGGUUUCCUGAGAGGGUUUUGUUGACGGGCCGUUUCUGACAUGAAGACCCGACCUGCCGGGAUCGGCAAUGUCAAUGCCGACUGGAUGGGUUCGCUCCCCUCCAAGCUCAGUGCCAUGCCCCUCAAACACCUCGCCGUGCCAGGGUCUCACGAUUCUUUUACCUUCUGGGUGGACGUGCAUGCCCCGGUGGGCCCCGAUCAGAAGGCAUUUGUGCAAUACCUGGCCACCAUGUUCAGCGUCUUAGCCAAGAAAGUCAUGGUGAAGUGGUCCAUGACCCAGAAUCUGACAUUUAGAGAGCAGCUGGAUGCAGGAAUCCGCUACUUUGAUCUCAGGGUCUCCUCCAAACCAGGGGAGCCUGGAAAUGAGAUCUACUUUAUCCAUGGCCUGUUUGGCCACAAGGUGCGGGAUGGCUUGUUAGAAAUUAACUCCUUCUUAAGCAGGCACAGGAAAGAGGUAGUGUUACUAGACUUUAACCACUACUAUGAGAUGGACGCAGAGCAUCAUGUGUACCUCAUCAACAUGCUCCAGGAAGUGUUUGGCAGCAAGCUUUGUAAACACUGUGCAGUGGAGAGCAUCACUCUGGACUACCUCUGGGAAAAGAAAUACCAGGUGCUUGUUUUCUACCACCAUCCAUCAGGACAGGGCAUCUCUGUCAUGUGGCCUGGCAACAAGAUCCCUGCUCCAUGGGCAAACACCACCCAGCCCAACAAGCUCAUACAGUUCCUGGAAACUACACUGAAGGAAAGAGCCAAGCAGGGCUCCUUCCACGUGUCUCAGGCCAUCCUCACACCCAGGGUUAACACCGUGGCCAAGGGCUUGGUCUGGGGGCUACGCACCUACCUGGUGGAGAGAAACCUGCCCGCCAUCAUGUCCUGGGUUGAGGCUCAGAGGCCAGGGGUGGACGGGGUCAACAUCAUCACCUCUGACUUUGUGGAGCUCACUGACUUUGCCAACAUUGUAAUCAAACUCAACAACCUGCUGUUGUCUGAGCAGGACUGCAAACCAAGAUAACACAUGUUUGCACAACAGGACAAAUGUGUGCUAACCCACAGUGGGACGGAGGCUGGAAGUCGGAUUGCAGAUUCUUCCACCAUUGUUGGAUAAUAUUUCAUGCAUAAUGCUGGAGUCCUGGGACUUGGUUUGUAAAAUCACUCUAUGAAGUUAGUUUUUAAUAAUAAUGUAUUUGAUUAAAUUAGUGACUUUAAUAAGAAAAUUUGAUUGUUAUCUAGCAAAUAACUAUUUCUAUUUCUAUUUUAGCUGAUAAGGCUUCCUCCACUUCCUCCAGCAGUAAGAUACAUAGGACGUAAAACAGUUUUGGUUGCAGCUGACUCUCUCAGCCCCAGUAUCAUUCAAAAUGUCCAAAAGAGGGAAAGAAUCUGGAGCUCAGAUCACAGAACACAGGGCAUACCCAGUGGGUUGACCAAAUCAGUCAUA